CGGUCCAACCUCAAGUGCGAAAUUUGGAUCGCGAGCACGCCAGCUGAGCACGCCAUGUCCACGGCCUACGACGUCCUCGAGGUCGAGAACGACCGGUCCUACCGCGGCUGCAAGAAGGCCGAGCGCGUUCUCGUGAGCCUCAAGGGCCCGUCGACGAGCCCCUUGGCGGCGACCGUCUGCAUGGGCGAUGGGUCCAGCAACCUCCAUUCCUUCACGACGACCUUGCCAUCGACCACGUCGUCCGAGCCCAUUUCUCUUCGCUUCCAGCAGCAAUCGAAAAAGGUCUACCACGAUAGCACCCAGUUGUUGGACGCGUGGGGCGUCAGCGUGACGAUCGUCGAUGCCAAGCUCGCGCUCGUAGCACUUCCGCUGCCCAAGGACGUGGCUGCCACACCUUUGGACGAGACGAAAGGCACCGUCUUCUUCUCGGCGCACGAGCAUUCGGGGACCUUGGUAUGUGCGACGAAGCAGCAUUCGCUCCUCGUGUACGACUGGAGUCGGAAGAACGCCAAGCUCCUUCCGCGCUCGACGCACGAGGUGCCCGACAAGCCAAGCACACUCCAGAGCGUCCUCUGCCUCUCGAGCGACAUGGCCGUGCUCGUCUACAAGCGCAAGACAACGCUCUUCCAUCUGGAUACGGGGCGAUCCCUUGAUCUGCCGCCCGACUGCCGCGACCCCGUGCUCGCCGCGGUCCGCCUUCCGGGCCUGUCGCCCGCUCAAGACGAUUUCUUCGUGCAGUGGCGUACGCACGGAAUCGCGCUGCGCUACGACCGCUCCGAGUACGCUGUCGUGACGACGGGGCCGCCAUUGCCAUGGCCGGCAGGUGCGGGUCCGCCCAAGGCCGUUCUUGGGCACCACCCUUUCCUUCUCGUCGCAUACGCCGAACAUAUCGACGUGCUUCUCUCGUUCCAGAUCGUCCAGAGCGUUGCGAUCAAGGGGGCUGUGUUCUUCACCCCGCUCCUCUCCCAAGCGCAGACUGCCUCGGUGACCGCGCCGCCGGCGGUCCUCGUGGUGACGGGACCCUUUGCCUUUGCCGCGCUGCGCAUGGCCCCGCUAAGCGACCAACUUCGCUUGCAUUUGGACGCCGGGCGGUAUCAAGAAGCAAUCGACCUUUGCCGUCUCUGCCCCGUCGAGUGCCACCUCCCGAACGACGACCUUCGGGCCAUCCACCUCCAGCUCGCUUUGCAGCAGUUUGAACGCCACGCGUUCAGCCAAGCGAUGGACAACUUUCUCGCAAGCCACGUGCCCGCCGAGGAGGUCCUCGCGCUCUUUCCUGAAGAGCUCUUGCCGCGCAGCCGGCAUCGGUUGGCGAUGGCCACGCUACCGCGGCCCUCGGUAGCGCUCGCCGGCGACACACUCAGCGCGGCGCUCACGGCCCUUGUGCAAUUUCUCGUCGCGUACCGGGCGCUGCCUCGGCAAGGGCUCGCCAAGAUCCAGUACGACGACGCGGCGUCGCUCGUCGACACGGUCUUGCUCAAGGCGUACGUUCUCACCAACGAUGCGGCGCUCACCGUCUUUUGCGGUAUCUCGCCAAGCGCGGCGGAUGUCGGCGAAGCCGAAGUGUUUUUGCGCGCCCACGCCAAGUGGCAAGCGCUCCUUGCGUUUUACCAGGCGCAGCGUCUGCACCGCAAGGGCCUGGAGCUUCUCGAAGAGCUCCAGGCGAAUGCUGUUAGCGCCAAGAAAGACCCGCGUCGCGAGAUGGUCGCGUACCUCAAGACACUGGCAGAUGCGCCGCUCGUGUUUGAGUUUUCCAAGCCAUUGCUGCAGUCGGCGCCAUCGCUCGGUCUCUCGAUCUUUACGCACCGGCUCGUGCCAUCGCCCGAGGUCGACUUGGACCCGCAUUUGAUUGUCGACCACCUCAAGUCGAUCGAAGUGAGCUCGCCACCGGACGGGGACGACGAGAUGCCGCUCGACGACGGCCGCGCGCUCGCGAUCGCAUACCUUCACCAAGUCAUUUACGCCAACGGGAGCUCGGUGCCGUCGACGCUCCACGACGAACUCGUGUACCUACUUCUCGAUGCGAUCAAUGACCACGUGAGUCUGCUCCUCAAGAAGAAGCGCGACCAGCAGUCGCUCAUUGUGUUUCAUACGCGCGUGCGCAUGCAGAAAGGACGUCUCGGCGCGCUGCGGCGCCAGCUCCUCGCGUUUCUGCAGUCGCCAUUGAGCCAGCACCACCCGGAACGUCUCUUGAGCCGCACGCCCAUGGAGAUGAUCGAGGAGCGCGCGGUCCUGCUCGCCAACAUGGGUCGCCACGAAGAGGUGCUGCGGCUCUACUUGCACGAGAUCAAGGACGCGGCCGUCGCCGAGGCCUACUGCAACGACGUUUAUGCCUCCAAAGUCGGCGACGCGUCCAUCUACACGCUCUUUCUCCAGACGUACAUGCGUCCGCCGUCGGCCAAGACGUCGCCGUAUCGCAUGAGCAACCACGUCCUCUCAUCGAUUGGGCUCGCGUUUGUCGCCAAGUUUAUGCUGCGCCACGCGGCGACGAUCGACGUCGCGACGGCGCUGGAGCUAUUGCCGCCCGGCACGGAAGCCGCGGCCCUCAGUGCGUACCUCCAGCGUGUCCUCGAGCUCAAGGUCGAGGCGCGCCGCACGGCGCAGGUCCAGACGCAGCUGCUCAAGAUCGAGAACCUCCACGUGCGAUCGCAGCUCCACGCCGCGCAGCAAGAAUCGGUCGACAUCUCUGCCCAGUCAACGUGCGCGGUCUGCAGCCGGAAGCUCGAGCGCGGCGCCUUCCUCUACGACAAGGACGAAGGCACGCUCCUGCACUAUGCAUGCCAGCCGUCGCUGCCCUAGUCUCGAAUCCGCUUUUUAUGAGAAAAUACGUUGGUAGUCCU
Messenger RNA from Saprolegnia diclina VS20, 2837 nucleotides. RefSeq lists its product as hypothetical. Lineage: Eukaryota; Oomycota; Saprolegniomycetes; Saprolegniales; Saprolegniaceae. Gene Ontology annotation, cellular component: cytoplasm; membrane. The transcript is spliced from 3 exons. The coding region runs from base 55 to 2796 and encodes 913 amino acids. Gene Ontology annotation, biological process: autophagy; vesicle-mediated transport; endosomal vesicle fusion. The record is from RefSeq and is a predicted model, not a curated record.